CUAGCUGGUGAACAUUGGAGGUUGCCUUUAUUUCAGACAGGACAGGUGAACAGAGACAGGAAACGAGGGAGUGAGAGAGAGGGGAUGACGCAAGGGCAGCAGCCUGGGCUCGAACACGGCCCACUGCGAGUUUCUAGGACCUGUUGGACGUGAAAGAUGGUAGUUCUGAACCCACAGAGACUUGAAACCAAUACUGCAGCUCUCUCUUGUAUUCUUUAAAUCUAUUUCAUUCUCAGCUAACCAGAGUAAUACUCUUUUCUGACACAUUUAUUGAUAAAUUCCUUGCUACCUGGAUGCCUCCAACACAGAUUGGACAGUCUCAAAUCUAAUACAAUAUUAGAGAGCCUGUUACAAACAGAUCACCAUUACUCCAUUAUCCUGGCUAUCAAAUCUCCACAGGGUAUAGCGUUACAUUUACAACAAAUAUCUUCAUACUGUAGAACCUUUCCAAACUCAAUCAGAUGAGACACAUCUAAUGAAACAGUGUUACUGCUCAUAGAAGUUAAUUAAUUUAAAUGCAGGCAAGUUGCAGGGAUAAAACAGAAAGACGACAAAAGAUGAGUAAAUAAUAAAGGAUUCACAAUAGGUUCAAGAUGCAUUUUCACAAGCAUUGUGGGUUUUGUUUCAAAUGUUUUGUCUGUAUUUUCAGUCUAAAAGCAUUUUUUCCCAGUACACUUGUACAGACAGAGAUACAUUUUCCCAUACACUUGUCCUUGCCCAUUCUCCUGUGGAAAGUAGGCCUAUGUCCUCCUUACGCCAAUGAGCACUUAAAUAGCCUAUUUCUAACCAAAAGAAUAUUUAGCCAGUGUGUCAACAGGGAUCACUUCCAGCAUUGCACUCUUGAACAAUGUAAAAACAUUAUUAAACAAAAAAGACAGACUCAAUAAUCAACAUGCAGGCAUUUGUUGCUCCACAAUGAUGGAUUGUGUGGUGGCCCUUAUUGCAGAGAAACUUGCAAAAUCAAAAAAGAAAUCCAGUCAAAGUAUAACAGAAGCAAUACAAUUUUAUUUUCUAUCCAUCAAUCAGACGCAUCCGGGAUAGCUGCAGGAAUGCAGCAGGUGGGGCUGACCUUAAAUACCUGAGGUGGGCGGAGCUUUAUUCCUGACUGACAGAAACAGCUCCCCGACCUUUGAGAGCAGCAGGGAGAGAGAGAGAGACCGAAAGCAGAUAAAAAGUAAAGUCCAGAAUGGCCACAGAUUUCACCCAGGACACGGUGUUAUAUUUCAUCCAGAGCAGCGGAGGCUCGGUGAAAAACUCGGAACUGCUUCUGCACUUCAGACACUUCCUCCAGGAACAUGAGGACCGGGCGCGCAACCGGGAGCUAUUCAAGAAGUUUGUCAACUCCGUGGCCACCGUCAGACAGGUCGACGGCGUCUCUCACGUCGUUCUCAGGACGAAAUUCAAAGGAUAUGUCCCCGGCGGCGGUGAAAGGGGCUCCUCCGGGCCGCCGCGAUUCCCCGCCGGGAAGAACACCGAGCACCGCCCGCAGAAAGGCAAACUGAGCCCGGCAGAGAGCGCGGAGAAGUCUCUGCAGAAAGCACAGCGGGGGGAGGCGACAACGCCCGCCGGGAAAACAGUCCUACCUGCGGCUGGGAUCAAACUGAACAACAACAAUGUGGAAAGAAAUCUUAACUUGAAGCAGCAGCAGGUAGUGAGCACAUCUGAACUUUCUGGUAGACCAGCAGCAGCUCAGGCGGUGAGUCAGACCUCAGAGGGGCUCUCUAAGCUUCCUGUCCGAGAUCAGUGCACUAAAGUGGGACAGCAGAGGGUGGGUUUGGGCCCGCCUUCUGCGAUCACACCUGUGGUCCCUUCAGUCAGACAUCAUGGAGAAACCAGCCAGCACGUCCCAGUCCCACAAACCAUAAGACAGACCACAAACUCUCUGGCGCCUGAAGGAAGUCUUCAUCAGGAGCUUCCUCUUCAUCCUCAGGUUGCCCCACUCCACAAAAGAUACAGACCGAGCUACAAGGCUGCCGUCUCUCACGAUGAAGAUGAGGAGGAAGAGGUCCCGAUGAGGUCAGGUUUUGACCCACCUCCUGCGAUCACACCUGUGGUCCCUGCAGUCAGACAUCAUGGAGAAACCAGGCAGCAGGUCUCAGUCCCAGACCCCAUCAGACAGAGCGAGGCCUCUCUGGUGCCUGAGGGAGGUCUUCAUCCUCAGGUUGCCCCACUCCACAAAAGAUACAGACCGAGCUACAAGGCUGCCGUCUCUUACGAUGAAGAUGAGGAGGAAGAGGUCCCGAUGAGGCCAGGUUUUGACCCACCUCCUACGAUUGCACCUGUGGUCGCUGCAGUCAGACAUCAUGGAGAAACCAGGCAGCAGGUCCCAGUCCCAGACCCCAUCAGACAGAGCGAGGCCUCUCUGGUGCCUGAGGGAGGUCUUCAUCACAACAGUCUUCCUCCUCAGGUUGCCCCACUCCACAAAAGAUACAGACCGAGCUACAAGUCUGCCGUCUCUUACGAUGACGAUGAGGAGGACGAGGUCCCGAUGAGGCCAGGUUUUGGCCGGUCUCCUGCGAUCGCACCUGUGGUCGCUGCAGUCAGACAUCAUGGAGAAACGAGCCAGCAGGCCCCAGUCCCAGAAACCAUCAGAGAGAGGGAGGCCUCUCUGGCACCUGAGGGAGGUCUUCAUCAGGAGCCUUCUCAAAAUCACAUCAGUCUUCCUCCUCAGGUCGCCCCACCCCACAGAAGAUACAGGCAGAGCUACAAGUCUGCUGUCUCUUACGAUAAAGAUGAAAUGGAAGAGGCCCCGAUGAGGCAAGGUUCAGCGGCAGGAGCGUGGCCCCUGAGGGCUCCUCUCAGAGACACGGGUGGUGGGACAUCCGCCUCCUUGCCGGGCAUCAUAGACCAGUCUGCACCUCCCACUGUCAUCUCCUCCUCUUCGUCAGAAAAGAAGCUCCCGGGGAUUUACAUCCAGGAUGUGGAAGGGGAAAUUCUGCCCCCUGGUGGCCCAGGCUGGUGUUUGGAGUCAGGGGUUGGGAUGAGAGGGCAGGGGGCCAGUCCCCGGCUGGUGCCUGGGUCUGCUCCGGGGGAGGCAGUGCCCACCAGACGCAGCCUGCCUUUAGAGGCAGAGCUCUACAGGCCGUCCCCAGAUCGAGCAAAAGAAGUGCCGCCUCAUCGCGGUGUCCACACGGACCACCAAUACUCCCAGUCUGCAGGUGUCCAGCUGGAGGGGCCCGACCAAAGCCAAAGGGAGUCGCUGUCAUCUAGCCCCAGGAGCGUCUUCUCCCCCUCGUCUGACACCGGCAUUUCCAGCAGAGACUGGCCGCCGUCAGGCUCCCCUGGAGGAUCGGAGUUGAACAGCAGCUAUGAAGAUCUAUGGGCCAGAACAGGUAAAGGGUCUAAAAUCCAGGAAGUACUUCAGCGAGCCCAAAGGACUGCGUCUGAGUCUGAGACACAUUGUGCCAACACUAAAACCCUGGCACCUUGGCAUGACUCCAACGACAAUCCCCUUUAUAACCAGGACACUGAAGCCUGUGUGUUGCCAUGGCACCUCUCCAAAGGGGAUCUUCAUGACGACCGCGGGGAGGUAGAGUCGAGCGAGGGCUCCACCUCUUCACCGCCGCUGCGGCCGCGCUCGGCGGCCACCAGGCUCAGCAGCAAGUUGAGGAGCAGGAUGUGCCGCAGCCUGGGAGCCAACCUCGACGAGCUGGUCUACGAGGAGGCAAGAGGAGGAAGCGAGGCGGCCCGGCUGAACCGCCUCCACCUGAUCUCCUCCUCGCUCAGCCUUCGCUACAACCUGUCGUCCUCCUCGCUGUCUUCCUGUUCCACGCCGCCUCGCUGCCGCAGCCUCGCCGACCUGGUCGAGGGGGUGGAGAGGAAAGGGGGGAGGAGGAGCCUUCCCGCCACUGCCACCUCCACCUCCACCUCCACCUCCACUGCUCAUCAUGAGGGCCCCGGUAGGCAGUCACUGGUUCCUCUGGAGCCCAGGGAGCACGCCUGGCUGGUGAAGGGGGCGGCGGGUGCUUGGCCCGACAUCUACUCCCUGUUCAGAGAGGACCCGUCCCUGCUCAACAGACAAGACUUCAUCUCCGGCUUCACUGUGCUGCACUGGAUUGCCAAACACGGUGACCACAGAGUCCUCAACACCUUAUGGUAUGGAGUUGAAAAGGCUGGUUUGACCUUUGACAUAAACGCUAGGUCAACAUGCGGCCACACGCCUCUCCACAUUGCAGCCAUCCACGGACACAAGAACAUAAUGCAGCUGCUGGUUAAGAAGUUCAACGCCAACGUGAAGCUGAGGGACAUGGCGGGAAAGAAGCCCUGGCAGUACCUGAGCCGCACUCUGCCUCCAGAAGUCUUCCAUCUGCUGGGAGCUCCACUGCGGGCUGCUGUGGAAGGACAGGGCGGAGUCGCGAACGUAGACUCCAGCUGGAAAGGGGAGCAGCAGCAGCGGACGCCACACCGCCAGCGUCGGCGCCAUCACCUCUCCAUGGCUUCCUCGGGCGAGAGGCCGCUGAUCGUUUCAGGCACCACGAGGGUCAAACGGUCCACGUCGAUCGCCGCGUUCCUCAAACACAAAUCGCUGCAACGGUUUCAGGGAAAUCAGUCCGACUCCUCUAUUUAGAAACCUCAACUGAUGGAUUAAGUUUUUCUGUAACCUGGUUUACUGACCACUGGACUGAACAACUGUUUGCUGGCCAGUUGGGUUCAAACACAAACAAGGUUGAAACAUGAGUUGGGCCUGACCACAGCAUGGCCAAGAUCAAAUGAUAUGCCACAUAUGAUCCACUGUCUGUCCACAGGCAUAUACUGAUCGAUGACUGACAUUUCCCACUGCUGUAAAGAGCACCUUCACACCUAUAGACCAAGGGAGAAAUUGUAAAUAGCUUUCAGUUCUGGUGGGUUCCUGUUCACACAUUGAAGUCAUACACGCUGACAAGGUAGUCAAAUUCUGUUGAAUGACAGCAGGUCAAGCUGGAAUUUAAUCCUUUUCAUGUGUACAUUUAUGUUUUCUGUUGUCACAAAGAGCUCUUAUAGAACACUAAUUUCUGUGCCCGAGCAUUCAAUUUCACUGGAUACGAAUGCCAAAGAAAGAGGUUUAUCACAAAGACUGCUGGAUCCUGAGACGUGUGAUGACUUGAGGCGAGAGGUGAAUUAGCAAACAUGUGGCAGAGCAGGUCAGUUUUCAGCGUGAUUGUCUGUCGUUGUUGUCAGAUGGGGGGGGGGAAAAAACGGCAAACGCUGUAAGUGUAGGAGCCGCGUGGGCAACCACUUUCAGUCUGAGGCGGUGAUUCACUCACACUUCAGAGACACCACUUGUCACACACAUUUGACCUUUUGUCAGUGUGUACUCCCUCAUAACGAUUCAUAAUCAUGCAUCAGUUUUUACAUUAAACUCAAAUCAAAUUAAUGAGAUCAAAUUACCUUAAUUAGAUAAAUCACUUUGCAGUAGGCACUACUUUUGUGAAGCUUCACUUUUUGCUGGCACUGAAUGAGAGGUGUUUUAAGUUGGUGGGGUGAUUUUUAAAACGUAAGUCUGGUUUAUUACAAAUUGGGUAUUGUUUUCGUAGUUUUGUCUAUGCGGCCACAUUCCUAUAACUCUGUUUAUAACCAAAAUGUGAUUCUGCACACUUUUUUGAGGGGAUUAAAACCAACAAGAUAUGAUGUAUUACUAGUAAGUUUUAGAGGCACUGGUAUACAUAUUUUGUCACCUUUGGGCAGAGCCAGGCUAGCCUCCUGGUCUGAAGUUUGCUCUAAGUUGAUGUUCUACAAUGAAGAUGUACAGUAUUUUUCAUACCACUACUUAUGCAUUAAAUAUUAAAUAUGUUUCACAGUUGGA
Messenger RNA from Micropterus salmoides (largemouth bass), 5782 nucleotides. RefSeq names its product ankyrin repeat domain-containing protein SOWAHB-like. Lineage: Eukaryota; Metazoa; Chordata; Actinopteri; Centrarchiformes; Centrarchidae. The record is from RefSeq and is a predicted model, not a curated record. Gene Ontology annotation, molecular function: protein binding. The coding region runs from base 1187 to 4567 and encodes 1126 amino acids. The transcript is spliced from 5 exons.